UGUUAAUUAAUUAAAAAUGCUCAUACAAGCUCCUAUCCCUCGAACUAGAUUCGCUAUAACCCCCACUAAUGUUAGACCUAUUCAUAUUUGUCAAGACAAGACUCCUACUAGACAAUUUUCCAAUCAUCAUAACAUUUUCAAUUUGACAUAAAAAGCAGAAGAAAAAUUGCAUAUUCGACCACUCCUUGAAAAUAAAAACCUUUAAUCUAUCGUUAUCAAACAAGAAAACAACAAUAGAGCUCAUGGCAACUCCUUCUCUCAAAACUAAUUCAAUAAUAAAGAAAUGCAAACUUAAAUUUUAGAAUUAACUAAGUAAAAGGAUCAUAUGUCUUAAAUUUUAUCAGAUGCCAUUCGAAAAAGCAAUAUACUCUAAAAAUAGUUAGAUGUACUCUAUCCUAUUUUAAUUAGAAACUUUAAGGUGAAAAAACUGAAUAGGCACUUUAAUUUUAAGUCAAUUUAGAUUAAUUUCAAGAAGAAAUCACCAAAUUAACCAAUAGAUUAGAAGACUUAAUUAUUGAAAACUCAUAACUUCAAGAAUCCUAUUAGAAUCAGCAAUUUUACAUCAAUUAAUUAGAAUAUUAAGAAAAUGAUUAAUUUAACGUCACUUAAUAAUUCGGAUAGAUGUGA
Paramecium sonneborni is the source of this 627-nucleotide messenger RNA. The record is from the annotation of a GenBank genome assembly. Lineage: Eukaryota; Ciliophora; Oligohymenophorea; Peniculida; Parameciidae.